Molecule: messenger RNA, 5705 nt
Organism: Linum trigynum
Lineage: Eukaryota; Viridiplantae; Streptophyta; Magnoliopsida; Malpighiales; Linaceae
Source: the annotation of a GenBank genome assembly
CCCUUCCCCUUUUAAAAUUUUAGUGUAACUCUAAUUGUCAUGAAUGGAAGGGGAAGCUUUAAGGGUACAUAAAGUUUUUUUCUUUCCGAGUUUGUUUGAAAAUGUUGUGCACUUUUUAUUUAUUUUAGUGAUUUAUCAUCGAGAAUCAAUGGAGGAACGCUCUAAGACCUAUGUCUUAGUAGAAAAUCUUGAUUGGCUCAUUGAAAAUCAUUAUCUUCAUGUCCGUACGAGAAUCAUUGGAAUGUAAUAAGACAAACAUAAUGUCUUAGUAGAAAACAUUAAUUUCUCGUUAAAUAUUAUUGUUUUGUUGUUAAACAAAAUUUGAAUCAAAUCAUUAAAUUAAAGGAAUCAACGAUUUCCGAACUUACACAUAAAUCCUAAGCCGAUAGACUCAAAAUUAUUGACCUAUUAAAGGAAUCAACGAUCAUGCUUGGCCCUUGAUCCUCCAUAUCAUAUAUGUGUAAAUAGAGUUUCAACAUUUUAUCAAUACCAAACUUACUUUUCUUUGUAUUGUUUAAUAGGAAGAGUAUCACCCCAUCAUCUAUAGGGGGAAUUCGCGAUUGCCAACGUGGCAUAGAUGGUACGAGCCUUACCUUCAUAUAGCGAGAUUGUUCUGAGCACGAGUUUUUGUUAAUAUGCAAACUGACAAUGAGUUUAUGAUGGAUUUGGCAGAGAGGUGACAACUUGAGACGGAGAGAUUACUAUCAUGAUGAUGGAUGUCGCAAUCAUUACUAGGCUGCCGAUCAAUGGAGAAGCCAUCACCGGGACGUCAAGACAUUUGGAGGAUCGUUGGGCGCAACAAAUACUUCGAGUCUUGGUAUUACUGCCCAAGUUAAUGGAGAUUAAAUAUAAAAAGAAUAAUGUGUCAAUCAUUUGAUGAGACUUCUCUUUUCUAACAAGUCACAAACUUACAUGCAUGGCAUAUGUCUGCACAUACUCCUGAGCGAUUGGGACGACAUUGGGAGGAAGAGUUGGGGAUCCGGAUGCUUGGCUUGGCUUUAUCGUGAGCUAUGUAGAGCUACAAGCGUCAUGACGCCUCAAAUUAGUGGUCCUACUUUCAUCCUUCAUAUUUGGGCAUGGGAGCACCUUCUUAUUAUUGCUCCUCCGCUCAUGCCAUCUUUGGAGUGGGAACCAAUCGAUCCACAAUGCGAUGAUGCUUAUGGGGUUAAGUAAGUUUUUGCUCUCUUCUUUAUUCACAUAUUAUCUAUUGCCCUAAUAUGUGUAGUAUAUGACAAGCAAAUUGAUUGACUUUGGCAUAACAAGGUAAAUAUUAAAAUAUGUGUAUAAUUGUGAAUUCAAAGGAUAUGAUUAGGAAUGAUUUUUUUAUAAAUGAACAUCAAUGUGAAUGUAGAUUAGGUGGGACCCAUAUCCCUUUGAGGUGGUCUAAAGGCAUAGGUUGAGAAUUUAGAGCUUCAAAUGAGUCGAACUGCUCGCGAGCGGCUCGGCGUUCGACUCGAGAAAAGCUCGUUCAAAACUCGACUCGUUAAUAAACGAGCCACUCGUUAAUAAAUGAGCCGAACACGAGCUCACAUUUGUUCAACUCGUGAAGCUCGCGAACUAGCUCGACUCGGUGGCUUGUUGAGCUAAACUCGUGAGCUGGCUCGUUUAGAGCUCAUGAUAUGUCUUGACAUGUGGUUGGAGAGCCAACUCGAUUACCAACUUAUGGACGAAUCAAUCUAUAUCUUAUGAUUUUAAUUCAUAUGGUUGUUAAAUUAUAUAUUUUUACGAUAUAUAAAGUUUAACACGUUGAGUUUGUGAACAAAUAUAUCUUAUUUUCUACUUUAAAAAGAAAUUAUGCAUCAUAGAUUGCUUCGAUACUAUGAAAUAACAUGAUUUGGAGUAGUUAAAAUUUAUUAACUAAAUGAUAUAUUAUACCAACAAAGUAUAAUAUGAGAUUAACUAACAAAUUAAAUCAUAUGUAUCAUGAUAUACAAAAUGAAGUAUAAAAUAAAAGUUAAGAUUUUAAUAAACAAGCUAGCUCGAACUCGAUUCGACUCGACUCGUUAAUAAAUGAGCUGAGCUCGACUCGUUUAUUAACGAGCCGAGCUCAAACUAGGGUAAAACUCGACUCUACUCGGCUCAUUUGCAGCCCUAGUUGAGAUAUCCCAAUGGUCACAACUAUUGGAGUUGUAUAGUACCUCCAUUUUGUUUCUUAAUCAUCGAGUGGAACCCACCUCAAAGAUGUACGAGGCAUUUUGACAUCAACCAACCAAUUCCUCAAACACCUUCGCGUGACCUUCAAGGACUGCACGACGUGGACGUUCGAGCCAAUGAAAUCGACUGGGCCACGUACCAUGAUGCAUAUCUAACCUUAUGGGAUAAUAGUGCGAGUCGUGUUCUUCGUGGUGAGACGUUGAAUGGUAGGGAGCCGGGGUACCAAGACCAGUACAUGGUAUGGUACCUAAGGUUUACUCUACGAUGGGUGUCUCAAGAAGGUGCAAUAGUUGGAGCAGUGGUAAGUCCAAAUGUGAUUUUGUUUUGUUUAUAAAUUUAUGCUUACUAUUUCUCAAUAUGUGUGCUUUAGAUUGAUGACUUGGAUAUUGCAAGCUCAACCCUCGAUUAAUUAAUUAACCUUGGCAAUUGGCAUGCAAAGUGCAAACAUAUACUAGCCAUUUUGUAAUCUACCAAUUUUUUGGGCUUUAGAUUCUCCGGCCCAAUACUAAUGACGCGACUGAGACACAGACAGAGCAAAGCUUAGCAGCCUCUUUCUUUUCAUUCUCGUUCGCUCUCUCUCUCCCUCUAGAAUUUGACCUCCAUUUUCACAGAAGGAAGAAAGGAAAGAAAAAAACUAUUAGACGCAAAAACAAGGGAAGAAAAAAGGAAAGCAAACAGCCCGGCAGCAGCAGAGCUGUCAACGUUUUCAACAACUUAGAGGGCAAACCAAAGGGAAGAAAAAAGAAAAAUCCUUUUUCAACUCUCUCCAUCUUCUCAACUGAUUGUAAUCCUUGGGGUUGGUUGCCAAUUUCUUUCUGGUUCAAACCUCAUCGGUAGUGGACUCGGCUGCGUUUGGUGCAUCUGCUCUGUUUCUUAAACAAAUCAAAAUCUCCCCCUAACCAUCCAGAGAGAAGGGGCUCUUUGGUUCUCUAAUGGGUCUUGUUUGUUGGCCUCUCCUUUUCUAUUCAGGUUGUUUGUUGGUUUGACUCCGGUUGAAGCAACCCAUUUUUCCUUCUUCAGCCCCCUCUCUCAAAUGAGCUUUGUUUUGUUCUCUUGUACACUUUGGGGCACAAGUAAUUGUGUUAAUUGGAGUUGAAAACUACGAGGCUUUGUGCGGGCAAGGAAAAAGGGAGUUGCUUGAUAUGGUUGUGGGGGAGUAUUUGUGCUCUCACAAAAGGAGAGGUUUAGGGUUUGUGUAUUGGAUAGUCUUCUCUUUGUGGUUUGGGUUCGUGGUUCUGCUGCGUCCUGUGGUGGGGCUGAGGCCCUUGAGGGAACAGAGACGAUCAUGGGGCGAUGAGGUCAGUUUUGAGUUUUGACUUCUUUCCUUCUCUUUUGGGUUUAAUGUUUGGUCAAUUCUGGGAAAAUGUUGUGCAUUUGCGAUGGACAAUAUAAUGCUGAGAAGUUUCCUGCUCUAGUGACUAGCGAGCUCCGUAGCAGUUUUUUUCAAUUAAAUUUCGCCCCAUUUUGUUUCACGAGGGAAAACCUUCUUUACGAGGUUUUCCUUUUUGAGGUCUUUUGUUCCGUUAGCUGUUAGCUGAGGGUUCUGUAUUAGCAAUAGGUUGUGAACUGGCUUGUGAAUUGCACAUGAAGUUGUUUCUAGGAAAUGCGUGCAGGGGGGAAUUUGUGAGUCUGCUGCUUCUGUUACGCAAUUUGUUGCACCUGUGACUAAUGAAGUGAGCAACUUCUUAAUAGAGUGUAGUUGUUGGAGUAACUUAACAACAAAUGGUGCUGUGGGUAUGUUUGUGCUGAGCUGAGAAGAGUCAGAUUCCUGCUAGUUUUAGCAACUAGAGUUCAGUUAUGAAGCUUGAAUGGCCGACCAAGAUUGCUCGUCUAUCCUAUCGGACGCUAAGAGUCAGUUUGAAAGUUUGAAAUAGGAAUCCGUCAGCUUCUAAAGUUUUAUUACAGGAACAAAUUUGGCUGUGGAUGUUAGGAAGUGAGAAUAUCAUGGGAGGGAUACAACCUUGCUCUAGUUUUAUUGAAGAUCCAAUUGAUACUGUGGGACUCUUUCAAUUAUGUUUUGAUAUUGUAUAUCAGGUUUUGAGGAAGAUAGAAAGCCAUAUAUUAUGCGCAGAUGUACCAGCAGAAUGUUGCAGCAUCAUCAACCUGAGUGUACUUACUUUAUGCAUGUUCUUGAUUUUGAUUCUUGCAGUGGCUAUUUGUUAGGAAAGAAGAAAGUGACCUGGGCCCAUUUUCUGCAUGGAACAUUACAGGAACUUACCGAGGUUUGUUCACUCAAGACCUUAAGUGGCUUUCAGACAUGUCAUGUAUGCGUAUGUUCAAAGUGUUUCCUGAUUUGGGAAUAACUCACUAAUAUUGUGCUUUGUGAGCAAGGUUGCCAACCCUUAAUAUUCUCUUAUGUUACAUUGGAUUCCUUAAGUUCUGGGAAGCAUUGGCUUGUUUAGUUUUUCAUAAAUAGUUGCUUAAGUAGUGCCCUAACCUUAGAAGGUUGAGACACGUAGGUUAGUUGGAAAGUACACCAGGAAAGUGAAAUGAAGUUUGAAGAAUCAUUAAGCUGUUUGACAUUUGAAAGGUUUGCUAACACAUUUUAUGUAUUCAUCUUGAUGGUCAUAAAUCCUUUGUUUACUUCUCUUAUGGUUGAUUAAUGUGCCUAUGCUUGGGUCAUGAACUGCAGGGUCUUGGAAGUUCCUUGAUUCUGCAAAUAGCUCUUCCAGGUUUCCAGAUUUCAGGAAGUCCAAUGGUGAUUCUGUAAUUGAGUUGGUCAGCACACAGACCAAAAUUACUGGUGUUCACUAUGUCCAGGUGAUUUUCUUCUGUUAUUUCCUUACUAGGGCGGAAAUCUGUGCUAUGCCACUGGAAACUGGAAGUAUUUGAUAGAGCAGUGCAAGCUGUGAAAUUCUCUGUACGGUUAUACAUGUCUACUAAACGUUAAGCUGUCAAUGGUAUUAGUUCAUGACUUCAUGGCAGUAUGUAGCCUAAACAAAAUAAAAGAGGUAACAACCUGUUUCGCGAAGAACAUAGGAAGGCCUUUUCUGCUCAUUCUCUGACUCACCUUUCAUGGAGACGGCUUCCAUUUUCUUCCCCCUUUCUGUACUCCGUUUUCUCAUGUUCUGAAUGUCUGCUGAAACUUCUAUAAUGAAGUCACUCUCUGUUAGGUUAUAUGAUGGAUGUUAACAGAAAGCUGUUAAACCCUAUGAAAAAAAGAAAGCUUUUACAACAAAGUAGUAAGCAAGUACCUUCAGAGCUGAAAAACGAACUACGUUGGGGCUUAAAGCUCAUCAUAAGGAACCAAGAGAUUUUACUUGAAAAUCAACUGUUUCAUUAGUUUGAUUAAGCUAGACCUUUAUCUUUGCUGACAACGUCAUAACUAACUGCUGCUGCUGCAGUUUAAUCAGGCUAAUCCCGGGAACAGUGUCUUAGAAGCAUUAAGAAAAGUAAUCCUGCAAGUAUUGACAAAUCACUAAACUCUGCAUUCUAUUUGGUUCUGUUUCCGGACUGAAGAACACAUUACAAAGUGAUAUCGAAAAGCAAAAAUCUUUGCAAUUAAUAACUUAAUUAGUCAUUAGUCAUGCUCAUAAAGACUCUCAAUCAAA